Protopolystoma xenopodis is the source of this 579-nucleotide messenger RNA. NCBI's taxonomy places the organism in Eukaryota, Metazoa, Platyhelminthes, Monogenea, Polystomatidea, Polystomatidae. The record is from the annotation of a GenBank genome assembly.
AAAUUUUCCUCAUCUCUAUUUCUUUCUAGCUGGGUUGAGGAGGAUGGGGCCAUUAAAGACGAUUCAAACAAAGAAAACGACAAGUGCGAUCUUGCUAAAGCUAAUUCUCACUCUCUUCAGCCCUGUCUUCUUAAAUCCGAUCUCUUGGGCCAUGGGAACUUACCUGUGGAACUGACCAAUAUGAUUGACUCCUUUGAGACAGAACAACUGCGUUUUGUGAUGGACCUAAAGCGGAUGCAUUUUCCCUAUUCCCAAGUGCCGAUUGUCAUGAAGGAUAUUGAAAAUAUAGUGUCUUCAAUCAUUUCAGAAAUCAAGUCAAUUCUUUCAGUAGACUUACCACAAGCUUUGCGGCGUCUAAAUCCUCAUAGAUUAAGUGAUACGUCCAAGACCGUCCCUGCACCACCCGACUUUGUCCCAUUUGAAGGUGAGGAUACCUCAGCCACAGUACAGAUAUGCGACAUGGCGAGCCUGACUGGUGGAUUAAUUCAGUUGGUACCGAUUAUAAUGCAGCUUUUCACACAUCUGGUCCCUAGUCUUCAUUCUCAAGAGCUUUCUGAUUCUAUACGAUUAUCUGGUUAG